UGCCACAGACAUCCUCAAGUCCCCUCUGAUCAUCUUCGUGAUGGGCGGCCCAGGCUGUGGCAAAGGGACGCAGUGCAAGAAUAUGGCGACCAAGUAUGGCUUCUGCCACGUAGGGCUGGGCCAGCUACUGCGACAGAGGCUCAAAGGAGCACGCAGCGGGGCUGGCAGAUCUGUGACAUCAUGCUGCAGGAGCUCCUGGUGCCCGCAGUGGACUGGUCCCCAGUGUCAUCAGUUUGACUGCUCCACGGAGACGAUGGUCCGACGAGUGCUACACUGGGGCCAAGUGGAGCACUGGGCAGACGACUCGGAGCUGGCCAUCUGCCAGCGCCUGGACACGCACUACACCUUGUGUGAGCCAGUCUUGACCUUCUACCAGCAGAAGACCCUGCUCCAAAACAUCCUGGCAGAGGAAGCACCAGAGACCAUCUUUGCCAAGCACUGCUGUCAUUGAGAGUCUGCAGUGAGAUGGAGGGGCUGGGGGUGGGCCUUGCCCCUCACCAGAACCCGUGCAGGACGUGGGAGGGUGCGUGCCUAGAUGAGGCCUCCAGAAAUGAGGGGUGAUGCCCCUGUGAUUCCAGA
This is a messenger RNA of Rhinopithecus roxellana (golden snub-nosed monkey), 579 nucleotides long. RefSeq names its product adenylate kinase isoenzyme 5. Gene Ontology annotation, cellular component: cytoplasm; cytosol. The transcript is spliced from 3 exons. Gene Ontology annotation, molecular function: ATP binding; AMP kinase activity. NCBI's taxonomy places the organism in Eukaryota, Metazoa, Chordata, Mammalia, Primates, Cercopithecidae. Bases 41 to 451 code for a protein of 136 amino acids. The record is from RefSeq and is a predicted model, not a curated record. Gene Ontology annotation, biological process: nucleoside triphosphate biosynthetic process.